Messenger RNA from Cylindrotheca closterium, 2502 nucleotides. Lineage: Eukaryota; Bacillariophyta; Bacillariophyceae; Bacillariales; Bacillariaceae. The record is from the annotation of a GenBank genome assembly.
AUGUCAAACAACGGCCACGACAACGACAACAACAACGACAACAACAACGGUAACCUCCCUCCUCCAGCAGCUGCAACUUCAGCUUCCUUGCCAAACCCCUCGGCUAACAGCAUGAACGCUCGUAUUGGAGCGUCUUCUGUGUUUUCCAACAUGUCCGAGGAUGAACGUCAACAACGAUACGAAGCUAAAAUGAAAUCAAUGGGUAUCCAUGAUGCCAUUCCUCAAGAGAAACCUGAAACAGAGAGCGAAACUGAAACGUUGGAUUCGCUCAAGCGUAGCAUGAGUGUUCAAAGUGAACGAAACAGGAACAACAGCGACAACAACAACCGCAGCAAUAGCUCUGCUAUCAAUCCUGCUGGACAAGUCGUGAACCGAUCCAUCAGUCUAAAUCCUUCCACUAGCAAUCCUACCGGUACUCCUUCCACCACAGCGCAUGUUGAUUUGGUAGAGCAAGAGAGACAAAGGAGAUAUGAUGCCAAAAUGGCUGCAGUCGGUCUGGCACAACCAGAACCAGAAAAGGAACAACCAGUAUUGCACCCUGACCAUCAGGCACAAAUGACGGGCAAGUUAUCGGUGGAGCCCACGAGCGGCGAAAUGGCCAACGAAGCCGACGAAAAGAAUGCAUUUUCUAGUCCUCCUGCACCAGUAUAUGACACUGAUGCAGAACACAUCAAGGAACACGAGAAUAUCAAGAACUUGAAUUAUGCCCACCACAAGAACAAUCCAAACAAUAUGAUGGACGCUGAUUUGGCAGUGGCCAUGGCUAUCAACGAAGAGGAAGAAAUGGAAAAGGGAAAAGAUGAAACGAUUGUCUAUGCCAUUGAAUAUGACCCAGAGUCCAAACCACCACUCCACAAGAAUAGACGAUUCCAACUAUAUGGAUUUAUUGGAUUCUUGGUCGUUGUGUUGGUUGCUGCGGGGGCCGCUGUCGGAGUGGGUGGUGGUGGUGGAGAAACCACCAUUGUCGAUGCCAAAUCACUGCAAGGGGAAUUGGGUCCUACUAAUUCUCCCACCGUUUACUUGACUCCAGAAGAACAAGUGGUUUACAGCUUUUUGAGCCUACAUUUUAGUCCCAAGGUUCGCGAAGAAGGCACUCCUCAUCACAUGGCUGCCCAAUGGGUUCUAUACGAAGAUCCCUAUUCCCAAGAUAUUUUGAAGGAUUUGUCAAAUGUUUCAGGCUCCUUGGAUGUUCAAUUCUUGCAACGUUACGUCUUGGCCUUUUUGUGGUUCCAUUCUACCAACAUAGGCAAGGAUCCUUGGAGAUCCUGUAAUCCACCUACUUUUAAGAGCAUGAACCUGCUGGAUACCUUGGUCACCCCAAGUGCUGGACGUUUGGUCACGGAAGGGGUAGAAGCUGGUGCAGAAGCAGAAGCUGAUGCUGAUUCAGAUACCUGCACCUUUUUGCAAUGGAAUCGAUUGGAAAAUGAUGCGGUUUGCUUUGGAGCUGUUCCAGGGGUUCAUCGAUGGAUGUCAAGUGCGGAUACCUGCCAAUGGCAAGGAGUGGAUUGUUCCACUGGUACCGAAGUCUUGGGAUUGGAUUUGUUCUGGCAAGGUCUUUCAGGAACUCUUCCCUCCGAGUUGAUGGCACUCACGUCGCUACAAAAGAUCUCCUUUGCUUACAAUCAACUCACCGGUACAAUCCCAGGGGAAUAUGCUCGUCUUCGAACACUCUUUGCCUUGGAGCUUCACGGUAAUUUGUUGACGGGAACCAUACCCGAUUCUUACUACGAGGCCGCCAGUGAAACGGGUGCCUUGGUCUUGUUGAAUGUGGGAGACAAUCAAUUGACUGGUACAUUGGAUACUCGCCUUGGUCUUAUGACAGAUCUAAAGGGUUUUCAUUUCUUCGACAACUCUUUUAAUGGACCUAUUCCAACAGAAAUUGGAAACUUGCGAUACCUCUCGUAUUCCAGAGGUUAUGGAAACAAUUUGUCAGGAUCCCUGCCAACAGAAGUUGGGAAAUUGCGACAAAUGAAUGAAUUUUGGUAUUACCAAAUGGGUCUCACUGGACCCAUUCCAUCGGAGAUUGGAAACAUGAAGCGUCUCCAGUAUCUCCGUCUUUGGGGUAACGAUUUGAACGGAUCCAUUCCUGAAGCAUUCUACUCCUUGCGCAAGCUCGAACAGGUUGCCUUGCAAGAGAACUCUUUGACUGGAACCAUUAGUACUUCCAUUUCCAACAUGAUGGCCUUGGAGGCACUCCGUGUGUCCUCCAAUAAGCUCAGGUCCACCAUUCCGACCGAAGUGGGUGACUUGCUCGGGCUCAAGGUCGCUUGGUUCCAUCAGAACGAGAUGACAGGAACUAUGCCUGAGCAAGUCUGUAGGCGUGGACUCAUUGGGUUGCAAGCUGAUUGCGAUCCCGAAGGUGCUGCUGCUGUCGAGUGUACGUGCUGCUCGUCGUGUUGCGAACAAGGACUAGGAUUGGGCACUUGCUUCUUCCGUGAAGGAUACGGAGAACCAACCUUGCCACCCAACACAUUUGAUGACUACGUCAUGUGCGAACCUUAA